UUCCGGAGAGAGCCGAGGGGGGCCGAGCGGCGGCGCUGAAGGGCGAUCAUGGCGGCGGCCGGCUCUGCUGAGGCAGAGGUGAGCGAGGAGCUGGCGUCGGAGGCCGAGCUGCUGGCCGCUGCUCGGGAGCGAAGCAGCCGCUUCUUGAGCAGCCUGGAGCUGGUGAAGCAGGGCGCCGAGGCGCGCGUGUUCCGCGGCCGCUUCCAGGGCCGCGCGGCCAUGGUGAAGCAUCGCUUCCCCAAGGGCUACCGGCACCCGGCUCUGGACGCGCGGCUCAGCCGGCGGAGGACGGUGCAGGAGGCCCGGGCGCUGCUCCGCUGCCGCCGCGCAGGGAUAUCUGCCCCAGUUGUCUUUUUUGUGGACUAUGCUUCCAACUGUCUAUACAUGGAAGAAAUUGAAGGCUCAGUGACUGUUCGAGAUUACAUUCAAUCCAUUAUGGAGGCUGAAAAAACGCCCCAAAGCCUCCUGGGCUUAGCCAAGACAGCCGGGCAGGUUUUGGCUCGAAUGCACGAUGGGGACCUUGUUCAUGGCGAUCUCACCACCUCCAACAUGCUCCUGAAACCCCCCCUGGAACAGCUGAACAUUGUGCUCAUAGACUUUGGACUGAGUUUCGUUUCAGCACUUCCAGAAGAUAAGGGAGUUGACCUCUACGUGCUCGAGAAAGCCUUCCUCAGCACCCAUCCCAACACCGAGAGUGUGUUUGAAGCCUUUUUGAAGAGCUACUCCGCCGCCUCCAAAAAGGCCACGCCAGUGCUAAAAAAAUUAGACGAAGUGCGCCUGAGAGGAAGAAAGCGGUCCAUGGUCGGGUAGAAGAACGUGUGUAACAACCACAGACAUUUCAGCUCUUUACUUCAAGGGGAAUUUGAGGGAAUGCUACCAGUGUGAGAUUAGACCGAAAUAAAAGUGUUGAGAUAUUUUUAGUGCUCUGUUCAUGCUUGUUAAGUGUCAUUAUCAUCUACAGUCGACUGUUCUCAAGAGCUUACCAUGUACAUUAAGACAUGCUCUAGGCAGAAUUGAGUAUUUAUAAAAUACAUCUAGGGCAGGCUUACCCCUCAGGUACAUGGGCACGGCAUGAAAAAUAUCGAAGCACAUGAGAACAUUGUUCUCUUCGCAGUCCUGAGGAGAUAAAAAUGGUCUCAGGUGGUGACAGUAUGUCUUUACCAGCCCUAUAACCUAGUGUUGUUUUUUAUUGUGUUUAUGACAAAUUCCUUUUGAAACCAGUAUAAGCGAUAUACAACCAGCAUUUUAAAAAUGACGUAGAAUCAGAGACUAGAAAAUAUCAGAGUGCAUUACGUGUAGUAUUGUGACUAUUGUUUUCUGAGACUUGUUUCAAACGUAUAUACAGACAAGGGUAUGUACUGGGUUUUGAUGUGAAAUAUAUUUCCCUUUUGAGGGUCAGUAAAAAAAAAAAA
Messenger RNA from Hipposideros armiger (great roundleaf bat), 1412 nucleotides. It is a transcript of the gene TP53RK, whose product is annotated as TP53 regulating kinase. The transcript has 2 exons. The record is from RefSeq and is a predicted model, not a curated record. Bases 49 to 810 code for a protein of 253 amino acids. Lineage: Eukaryota; Metazoa; Chordata; Mammalia; Chiroptera; Hipposideridae. Gene Ontology annotation, molecular function: protein serine/threonine kinase activity; ATP binding. Gene Ontology annotation, biological process: protein phosphorylation. Gene Ontology annotation, cellular component: EKC/KEOPS complex; cytosol; nucleus.